AUGUCUGGCGAAACAGUCAUUAAUCUUGACGAGGCCAACACCAUCAUCACGCUGAACUCGGCCUCGCAGCUACCCACCAAACUUACCGGCGACAAUUUUCCGACCUGGCGAGCCCAGCUUCUCCCCCUUCUUCACGGCCUCGACCUCCUCAAAUUCCUGGAUGGCACUCAUCCAGCUCCUGCUGCUGAUGCCCUGCUGCUGACCGUCAUCGCUGGUACAGACAAGAUCAGUUACUCCUUCACUCCAUUCUUGCAUCGAUGUCUCCCGACGUUGCACCCUAUGUUUCUGCAGCCACCAAUUCUCGUCGAGCGUGGACAAUAUUAG
This is a messenger RNA of Linum trigynum, 324 nucleotides long. The record is from the annotation of a GenBank genome assembly. Lineage: Eukaryota; Viridiplantae; Streptophyta; Magnoliopsida; Malpighiales; Linaceae.